Molecule: messenger RNA, 375 nt
Organism: Plasmodium inui San Antonio 1
Lineage: Eukaryota; Apicomplexa; Aconoidasida; Haemosporida; Plasmodiidae
Exons: 1
Coding region: 1-375 (124 amino acids)
Source: RefSeq, a predicted model, not a curated record
AUGGACAUCAACCUCGAAGAGCGAGCAUACACCUCCCCGCUGAUGCGGUACAUAUAUCAGAAAAAUGAGCCCGCGAAGAAAAGCAACGGUGAGGAAAAGAGUUACGGAUUUACACCAUUCAGCAUACGACUAGGAAGUCUUCCAAUAAAAAAUGCCAGCGACAACAAAUAUAUUUCAAAUAUGAACUCAUUAAACAUCGUGAACAUGCUUCCUUUGUCUUUAUUCUCCAACUAUAAUAGCAACAAUAUGAGCUCAACGGACAUUUUAUUUUUGCCUAAGUUCUCUACAUUCCUCUUUUUCACCAUCCCCAUUUUUGUGAUGCUUCCGAAUUUGACACUGUAUACGAAGCACUGGUUUUUCUUCGCCCCGAAGUAG